AACAAUUUAUUGCUUGAUUACUUGUUCAGCAUUUUUUAUUAUAAUUAUUGAGAGAAAAGAAUAAAAGUGAUUGUUUUUAAUAUAAAAUUGUUUUGUAAAAUUAUUUUUCAAAUAUGACCACAGUUCGUCGAUCGACAAGACUAAGCAGUGUUGGUAGAUCAACACCUACACCGUCAGCUGGAAGCAUACAAACACCAUCACGGCGAUCAGAAGUUUGGCGUAGACGCCAAACAAAGCAUUGUACAACAAGUGACGAGGAAGAAGAAAGCACUUUGAGCAAAUCCCCAACGUUAGCAGAAAUAGAUAAAGAAAAUACUAAAACUACCAACAUUAUGAGUAAAGCGAAAGGUAAAGCACAGGCAAAAGUGAAAGAAUUAAACGAUGUACAGGAACCUAAAACACCACGUCGGGUAAAAGCAGUACGUACUUCAACAUCUUGCAGAACAACGCCACAAGCAAAAAAAAGGGGUAAUCAAGAGCAAAAUAAUCAAAGUGAAGACGAACGUGAUGUAGAAGACUCUGGACAAAAUGUAUCUCCACCAAAGUUAGCACGUUGGAAGCACAAAACUGAGUUGAUCAGCCCUUCCAGAUUAAUUGAUAGAUUAAGUAUUGACGAACGUAAGCAAAUAGACAGUGAUGAAGAAGAUCAUCACACGCCCACAAAAAGAGAAAAAGAAGAAACACAGGUAACACCUACACGUAACAAAUAUCAAAGUGCACGACGUGUGCUAAAUAGUGCAGAAACGCAACAUUUACCGGGACGCGAGCAACAGCUGCAAGAGUUAAGAGAUUUUUUUCAAGAGCAUUUAGAGGAACAACGUUCCGGUAGUUUGUAUGUUUCAGGUCAACCAGGUACUGGCAAAACUGCUUGUCUUUCAUUGCUUUUGAGGUCGUCUGAGUUGUCAAAACAAUUACAAUGUGUUUACAUAAAUUGUACGUCAAUUGCUAGUAUAAAUGGUGUCUAUAAGAAGCUAUGUACCGAGCUCAAGUUACAUCCUGCUGGACGAACUGAACGUGAUUAUCAAGCAGCUGUACAGCAACACUUACGUACAGCCCGUCGUAUGUUACUUAUUGUUUUAGAUGAAAUCGAUCAACUCUGCAGUACAAAACAAUCAGUGCUUUACACUAUUUUCGAGUGGCCUUCAUUACCAGGAGCGCGGCUCCUUUUGGUGGGCAUAGCUAAUAGUCUUGAUCUCACCGAACGCACUUUGAUGCGUCUAAAUGCCCGUUGUGAACUAAAGCCACAGCAUAUGCAUUUUCCACCAUACACCAAGCAACAAAUUGUCGAAAUAUUUCGAGCACGCCUAGAAGAAGCUGGUGUGCUGGAAGUUUUUCCCCCUGUUACAUUGCAACUCUUAGCAGCUAAAGUCAGUGCUGUGAGUGGAGAUGUACGGCGUGCAUUGGAUAUUGGCAGAAGAGUAGCCGAAAUAGCGGAGCAACAGAUGAAGUUAGGACAGAAAAAAAUUAAUCUUGAUAGUUUGGCUUUGGGAGAGAAUGAUGCUGAAAAGACUGAAGAAGUUGUUUUAAAACCUGUACAAGUGACACAAGUCGCUGAGGUGUUAAAUAAAGUCUAUGGUGUUUCACAGAAUUUACAAGAAGACAUAGAAGACUCGUUUCCACUGCAACAAAAGAUUGUGUUAUGCAGCUUAAUGUUGAUGCUACGAAAAGAACGUAAUAAAGACAUAACUAUAGGACGAUUGCACGAGGUCUAUCGACGUGUAUGUGUUAAACGUAACAUACACGCUUUGGAUCAAGCAGAAUUUGCCGGACUAGUUGACUUAAUUGAGACACGUGGCAUACUACGAAUCAUGCGUAAGAAAGAACCACGCCUAUGCAAAGUAGUGCUACAAUGGGACGAAGAAGAAGUGAAUGGCGCUUUGAGGGACAAACAGUUGAUUGCUUCAAUAUUGGACGACACCGCUUGCCUAGGAAAUAAAUAGCAACUUACUUACUCUAAAUGGUGGUGUAUAAUCAAAUCAAAAUAAGACCCUACUAUUUAUUGAAAACAACUUUAAAUCAAAUUAAUUUUAAUAAGCCUUGUUACGCAAUGUUUUAUUCAUUAAAAUAAAAAAAAAAAAAUCAUAUUGAUCAUACAGUU
Bactrocera neohumeralis is the source of this 2098-nucleotide messenger RNA. RefSeq names its product cell division control protein 6 homolog (gene Cdc6). The coding region runs from base 114 to 1940 and encodes 608 amino acids. Gene Ontology annotation, molecular function: DNA replication origin binding; ATP hydrolysis activity. Gene Ontology annotation, biological process: mitotic DNA replication checkpoint signaling; cell division; DNA replication initiation. The transcript has 2 exons. Gene Ontology annotation, cellular component: nucleus. The record is from RefSeq and is a predicted model, not a curated record. NCBI's taxonomy places the organism in Eukaryota, Metazoa, Arthropoda, Insecta, Diptera, Tephritidae.